Messenger RNA from Empidonax traillii (willow flycatcher), 1535 nucleotides. RefSeq names its product cytohesin 1 interacting protein (gene CYTIP). Gene Ontology annotation, cellular component: cell cortex. The record is from RefSeq and is a predicted model, not a curated record. Gene Ontology annotation, molecular function: protein binding. Gene Ontology annotation, biological process: regulation of cell adhesion. The coding region runs from base 179 to 1240 and encodes 353 amino acids. The transcript is spliced from 8 exons. NCBI's taxonomy places the organism in Eukaryota, Metazoa, Chordata, Aves, Passeriformes, Tyrannidae.
CCCUGUGAGCACAAGGCACACCGAGAGCCUGGGGCUCUGCUGAGAGGGAUUUGUGUAACGUGCACCUAAACCACAGGUCACGUGGCGGCCUUUCCGCUCUCACCCGUGUCGGUGGCGGCGGCUGCAGUUCCGUGGCCAUGGCGCGGUGCUUGGCAGUGCCGCUCUGAGCCCCCUCACCAUGGCCCUGAGGCGGCUCCUGCAGCAGAACCACACCACCAACCCCGUGGGCUCCUGCCCUGCUGACGGGGAGCUGGCACUGCCCAUGGACGGCCGGCGGAUCCAGCUCCUGGCCAGCACGGUGGGCACGCUGCCCCGUGGGCGCAAACAGCUUGCCUUAGCCAGAUCCAGCUCCUCGGGUGACUCCUCCAAGCCACAAAGACACCUGGUUGCUAUAUUGAAAGAAGAUAAAGAGACCUUUGGGUUUGAAAUCCAGACUGUUAGGUUUCCAAACCAAAACGAUUUCUCCCUGGAGGUGUGCACUUGCAUCUGCAAAAUUCAAGAGGAAAGUCCUGCCCAUCUCUCUGGCCUACAGACUGGCGACAUCCUCGUCAGCAUCAACGGCGUGAACACCGAGGGCUUCGGUCACAAGCAGAUAGUGGACUUGAUAAAGUCUUCAGGGAACUACUUGAGGUUAGAGACGGUCAAUGGGGCCUUGUUCCUGCGGAAAAUGGAGCUGGAGGCCAAGCUGCAGGUCCUCAAGCAAGCGCUGCACCAGCGGUGGGGGGAGCUGCGGGCGCUGCUGGCCCGGGAGCGGCACUUGCUGCACGGGAAGGUGACCGAUAACGCUCUGCUGGGCGCCCUGGACCUGGAGGAGCCCAGCUCGUGCGGUGGCUGCAGCUCACCAGGACCCCUCUUCCCCGCCAAGCCCCGCUUCUCCAGCGAGAGCAGCUCCCGCAGCCGGCUGAGCUCCAUGACGGUGGGCAGCGAGGACAGCUCUUUCCAGGGCAGCGCCUGUGAGGACUGGGCUGCAGAGAGCCUGAGCCGCCAGUCCAGCACGGACGAUGACUGCGUGUUCCCCAGGGACGGGGACAGCGCUGCCGGGAGGAGCUCCCUGCGCAGGAACCGCAGCAUCAGCCUGGCCAGCAGCGGCUCCAUGUCCCCGCUCUGGGAGAGCAGCAGCUACUCCAGCAGCUUCGGGACCCUCCCGCGGAAAAGCAGGAGAGCCAGCGUGCGGAAGCACCUUUUGAAAUUCAUUCCAGGGUUUCACCGGGAGCUGGAAGAGGAAGAGAGUCGGGUCUAACGUCACACGCGUCACCCUGGAUGUCUGGGCUCUGCACGUGGGACCGAGGCAGCCCCUCACCCCGAGCACUCCGUGGGUGAAGGGUGGUGGCACGGCAGGGCACUCCUCCAGAUAACAGCACUGAUGAGAUUUACGCAGCUCCAGGGUUUAAUUAUUUUCAUUUUUCAAUCAGAGCAUGCUGUGGACCUCUUCAUUAACGUGAGAAAUGUGAAGAACCUUUGCAGAACUUCCUCAGCGAACUUUAGUGUUAAUAACAGUUUUUAAUUGAAUGCAAAAUUGAUAGCUAUUUAUUUCC